AUGGUCAAAGUCCUCGUCUCCUUCAGCGCAUUGGUGGCAACCGCCACGGCUGGCUCCGUCACGGAACUCCCCGAGUCUGUGACCAAGCUCAUCGACUACUCCGCAAACCCUUGCAACGACUUUUAUCAAUAUGCGUGUGGCGCGUGGCACAAGGAUGCUGUGAUCCCCCCGAACAGAAUGAAUAUCGGCACGUCGUUCGUCAAGAUCGCCAUCCGAAGCCAAGACGUGUUGACGAAGAUUUUGACUGACAACAAGCCCAAGCUUGGUGAGUUUUACAACUCCUGUUUGGACACGGCUACGCUGUCGUCGCUCGGCGAGACUCGGUUGAAGGACUCGUUCGAAGCCAUUCGGUCAGCCAACACCACGUUGGACCUCCUCAUCGUGGCCGAACGCCCUCUUCGGCGUCCGAUCCCCCCUGUCGCUGUCUCGCGGGUGUUGAAGUUGGCUGGCUACACUGCCGAACAAGCGGCGGCUGCGGUGCCGGUGGUCAUCCGCUUCGAGCAAACUGUAGUCCAUUUCGGCCUCAACGAAAUUCUCGACGAGAUGGAGGCCGCUGUGUCUCCGUACACUGCGCUCACGUUUUACCAACUGGACCAGCAGUACCCACUGCUCAUCGGAUCAUGGCUCAAGGCCAACGGCUUCAACGUCCACGACCAGUCCGGUGGGUUGAAUGACUGGGUGGGUUUUUCCUACUUGACCUACUUUGACAAGACGGAAGCGCUGUUAAAGAACACAACUUUGGAUGACCUCCGCACCAUCGUGGAGUACAAGCUCAUCCACGCCUCGUCCAACCACUUGACCCCUGAAUUCCGCACAGCCAAUUGGAACUUGUUCGGCAAGACGAUCAAUGGCGAAAAGGAGGAACCUACUCGUGAAAAGUACUGCGUAUCUGAGACGGGCAAGACCGUGGGGGAACUCUUGGACCAGUACUUCUUAGACGCGGUGUGGUCGGCUGAUACAGCCAAGGCGACCGACAAACUGGUCAAGGCCUUGACGUCAUCCUUCUCCACUGGCAUUGCCACCGCCGACUGGUUGGACAACUCGACCCGCGCCAACGCGCAAUCGAAGCUGUCCAAGUUAGUGUAUUUGAUGGGUGGCCCAGAGAAGCCCCAGUUGUACCCCACGCUGACGUUGGACUCGAAGACGUAUUUGAAAAACCGCUGGAAGAUCUCUCAAGUGAACAUCGACACCAACUUGAAACUGAACGGCCAACCUGUGGACAAGCGCAAGUUCGGCGUGCCUGCCCACAAGGCGACCACGGACGACAAAGCCGAAAUGAAUCAAUUUGAGCUUCCUGCUGGCAUCUUGCAACCUCCGCUCCUUGAUGUCAAACACGAUGCCGCCCAGAACUUUGGUGCCAUCGGGGUUGUCAUCGGACACGAAAUCACCCACGGGUUCGACAACUACGGCCGCAAUUUCGAUGGCGACGGCAAGUUGAACAAUUGGUGGUCGAGCGCCACCAACACUACGUUCAAGACGAAGGCCCAGUGUAUUAGCGACCAGUACGCCAACUUUGUUGUCAAGAGCGAAGUGACUGGUGCGGUGUUUGGCAACUUCAGCGGCCAGAUCUCUUUGGGUGAAACUAUUGCGGACAACGGGGGGCUCAAGACCAGUUUUCGUGCGUACCACGAGUACUUGAAGAAGUUUCCGUCCCAGUACACGGAAGAAGCAGGCGACAAGUUGUUCUACUUGUCGUUCGCCCAAUCCUGGUGCUCCAAAAACACGGAUGACUACCUCCUCUGGAAUAUGAGGAAGAAGCACCCGCCCAAUCGGUUCCGCGUGAUUGGAACGACGCUAACUUUGCCCGAGUGUUCCAGUGCCCCACCGACUCACCGACUCACGACCAAGGUCGUGGGCAUGUGCGACGGCACCGAGCCCAGCAUCCACCAGAGUGCCCACAACGCCAAGAAUAACUGGGCGCGCCACUACCUAUGUACUGUAUGA
This is a messenger RNA of Aphanomyces astaci, 1944 nucleotides long. RefSeq lists its product as hypothetical. The transcript is spliced from 4 exons. Gene Ontology annotation, biological process: protein processing. Lineage: Eukaryota; Oomycota; Saprolegniomycetes; Saprolegniales; Verrucalvaceae. The record is from RefSeq and is a predicted model, not a curated record. The coding region runs from base 1 to 1944 and encodes 647 amino acids. Gene Ontology annotation, cellular component: plasma membrane. Gene Ontology annotation, molecular function: metalloendopeptidase activity.